Molecule: messenger RNA, 1657 nt
Organism: Bradysia coprophila
Lineage: Eukaryota; Metazoa; Arthropoda; Insecta; Diptera; Sciaridae
Gene: Tip60
Product: Histone acetyltransferase Tip60
Biological process (GO): double-strand break repair via homologous recombination; regulation of DNA-templated transcription
Cellular component (GO): NuA4 histone acetyltransferase complex
Molecular function (GO): histone H4K16 acetyltransferase activity
Source: RefSeq, a predicted model, not a curated record
UAUACCAACUGUCAAAUGUGUCAAAUCGGCAGCAAAAUUAUUGAAAACCAAAACAAACAUUUGCAUCAGUCCAUUCUGAAAUUCAAUUUCAGUUACAAUGAUGGACAUAAACGAGGAUAUAUUAUCGAUUUGUGAAUCAACAUCGUCCCUAUCAGAAGGAUGUCGACUGCCAGUGCGUAUGUAUGGGACGGAUGACUGGCCACUUGCUGAAAUAAUUAGUAUUCGCGAUGUAAACGGCCAAGGAAUGUUCUAUGUACAUUAUGUGGAUUUCAACAAACGACUCGACGGAUGGGUGACAGAAGAUUUUCUCGAUACGCGAAAGGUGCAAUUUCCUCGUAAAGAUGGCACAACAACGGGACAAAAUACUGGCGUCACAACACCCAAAAAACAUGUACUGAACAUGUCAUCAGCUACAAUACCAAUCCAAUCCCGGCCGACCAGUCCGAUAUCGAGUAGCGAGCAAUUGGUUAAUGGAAGCGCAGUUCUGGCAGCUGCAUUGCAAAAGAAAAACAAUCGAAAACGAAAAGUAUUGCAAACGAUUCCCCUGUGUUCGGUCGAACCAAAUUUACUAACUUUGCAUUUUCCCACUUUUGACCUCUACUGUUCCGGAAAUACCAAGGUGGUGACCAGCAAUGAAAAUGAGGACUCGGAAGAAACAACGCCAACGACACCGAGACAAUCUGGCAGUAUGGUUACGCAUCAGGACGAUGUUGUUACUAGGAUGAAAAACAUUGAAAUGAUUGAAUUGGGACGACAUCGAAUAAAGCCAUGGUAUUUUGCUCCCUAUCCGCAAGAACUGUGCAACGAACCAUGCAUUUAUAUCUGCGAGUUUUGUUUGAAGUAUCGCAACAGUCGAAAGUGCUUAGAACGCCAUUUAACCAAAUGCAAUUUACGACAUCCGCCCGGCAAUGAAAUUUAUCGAAAGGCAACGAUUUCAUUUUUCGAAAUCGAUGGCCGCAAAAACAAGUGCUACGCACAGAAUCUCUGCCUAUUAGCCAAGCUAUUUUUGGACCACAAAACACUGUACUAUGACACGGAUCCGUUCCUAUUCUACGUAAUGACCGAAUUCGAUGCUCAUGGAUUCCAUAUUGUCGGCUAUUUUUCGAAAGAAAAAGAGAGUACGGAAGACUACAAUGUUGCGUGCAUAUUAACCAUGCCGCCGUAUCAACGGAAGGGAUACGGGAAAUUAUUAAUUGAAUUUAGCUACGAACUAUCGAAAUUCGAGGGUAAAACUGGUUCGCCCGAGAAGCCACUAUCGGAUUUGGGACUGUUGUCGUACCGGUCGUAUUGGGCUCAAACAAUUUUAGAAAUUUUAAUUGAUCAAAAACCUGUUGGAGACAAUGAACGACCACAGUUGACGAUCAAUGAAAUAUGUGAACUAACUAGCAUCAAGAAGGAAGACGUUAUAUCCACGCUGCAGAAUUUAAAUCUAAUCAAUUAUUACAAGGGUCAAUACAUCGUCUGUAUUAAUCGGGAAAUCAUUGAUCAGCACAAGAAGGCUAUGGAAAAGCGAAAAAUUCGUAUCGAUUCCAACUGUUUACACUGGACACCCAAAGACUGGUCGAAGCGUUCAAAGUGGUGAACAGUAACCGCAUUUUGUAUGUUUGUAUCAAUAUUUUCAGUGUCCAGUCAAUAAACAGUCUUAAGUGUCACGAAA